AUGACCAACGACAUCAUCGCGCAAAUAAUCCCACCCCGCACCCCAAGUGAAGACUUUCUUCUGCAGACAAUUCACGGUUUACUUCGCACCACCGUCCAGACCAUCAAAAUGCUCUCCUUAAUCCUCACCGCGGAACUCAACGGAGUCACCGAGCUUCGUCCUACCGAUACUGAGGACAAUCCUUACUACUAUACCUUCAAGGUUCAAUGCAAUGCUUGUCGCGAGACUCACCCGAACUGGGUCAGCUUCACCCGCUUUGAGCAACAUGAGAUCCCCGGAAGCCGUGGGGAGGCCAACUUUGUGUGGAAAUGCAAACUUUGCCAGGUGGGUUUGAAAUCCAAGCUAAGGAACAUGGCCUAUUGCUCCUUGCUCUGGCUUUAA
Messenger RNA from Aspergillus melleus, 381 nucleotides. RefSeq names its product CXXC motif containing zinc binding protein. The transcript has 3 exons. The record is from RefSeq and is a predicted model, not a curated record. The coding region runs from base 1 to 381 and encodes 126 amino acids. Gene Ontology annotation, molecular function: zinc ion binding. NCBI's taxonomy places the organism in Eukaryota, Fungi, Ascomycota, Eurotiomycetes, Eurotiales, Aspergillaceae.